This is a messenger RNA of Ochlerotatus camptorhynchus, 8274 nucleotides long. RefSeq lists its product as uncharacterized. Gene Ontology annotation, cellular component: nucleus. The coding region runs from base 601 to 8058 and encodes 2485 amino acids. The record is from RefSeq and is a predicted model, not a curated record. Lineage: Eukaryota; Metazoa; Arthropoda; Insecta; Diptera; Culicidae. Gene Ontology annotation, molecular function: zinc ion binding. The transcript has 9 exons.
GUGGCGUACAAAACAAAAGUUAUUCCGAAUUGCUCGUGAAAAAAUCCAAAAUCUAUGCUGAAAAAGCGAUCAAUGUUUUCGAAAUAUCCACGAAAAUAUAGGUAGUGAUCCGAGGAUAAUCGUGCGACAGAAAUUUAGCCAAUUUCGUCGGUGUUGGAUGUUGAAAACACCGGUUAAAGUGCGUGAUUUGGUUGAAGAAGUGUCACGGUGUGGUUCAGGAUAUUGAACGCCUGUCUCGUUUUGUGCUCUUGUAUGCCUUCUUGUGCGUCGUAUACAUGCUCAGCAGCAGGUACAGAGCGACACGGUCGACGACGGCUGCUCUUUCCGCUGUUGGUGCUGUUCGACAUUAUUGUCCUACCCAGCGUUGUAGUGAGUGGAGUGGACUUGUGUAUUACCUAAGUUACGAGCGAAGGAGAAGUAUAGUGAAGAUAAAGUUCCUCAGAAAAUGGAUCCACUGGGCGUUGUAGAUCUUACUCACUUGUGGUGGUUUUCGAUGUAGAUUAUCUAGUCGGUGCUGUUUCCGUGUGUGUUGCUACUCGAUAAUCUUCUGUUCACGGUCGCGGUGUGUAGUGCGAGAUAUUGAACGAUCAAGACAACAAAAUGGAUACUACAAUCCAAGUAUAUGGAGAAAAUGCGGCUCUGCCUGGCCAGUCGGUGGUGAAAAUAUGCCGAUUGUGUUGUUCGGAAAACCAAGCGGACCUGAGUUUGCUAUUUCCGGAGGGUACUACGUAUAAAUCUAAUAAAUUACUGCUCAAAAAGAUCUUCGAGUGCACAACUGUACAGAUCGUCAACGAGGGGGACGAUCAGAACGCUAUGAUAUGCCAGGCCUGUAUUGCGAAAAUUGAUGAUUUCUACUCAUAUCGCGAACAGUGCAAAACUAAUGAUGACCGCAUCCGGCAACGACUGCAUAUUGUCCCCGAAAUUACCAUCAAACAGGAAAAAGAUCUGCAGCUGGAGAUUAAUAUCUCUGAGCCAAUCGCAGCCUGUGAGGAUGGAUUUCACCAAGAAGAGUCCUCACAGCCUAGGCCUUCUUCCCACUCGACAACAACGACAGUGAACGAGUUUCAUGGUGCUCCGGAACAGGAACUAGCUGGCAAGGACGGAGAAGAUGACCUGCUGCAGCCCAUGGGCUCAAAAAUGCAUAGCAGUCCUGCUGAUCUAAACCCUCUUCAUACUACCGAUGAGAUUACCAUUAAACGGGAAAUCAUUGUGGAAGAUGAUGAAAUAUACUACAACAGUGACGGUGAAGCUGUAGGUGUGCCAGCGCACUCCAAGGAGUAUCAGCCUCGCAAGCAUCUGCCGGAAGCCGGAAGCAGCAAAAAGUCAAACUAUCGCAUUAUAAUGACCGCCAACAACCGGGAACGGUUGGUCUUUCAAGGAUAUCUGUACUGUCGACAUUUCAGUCGUCGGGAUGGCUCGGUCCAUUGGCGAUGUCGGCUGGGUGGCUGCCAGGCAGCCGUAAAUCUUAACGCUGAUGAUACGAUAACUCAUGCAAACUCGAAUAAACACACCCAUGGUGCGAAUGCCCCAUUCGAGGGUGACUGGGAAGAGGCCUCACAGUCGGUAUCGUUUCCGCCGGAGGGUGAGGAGGAGAUGUCUUUGGUUGAUAGCUUUGGAGAGCAGUUUGGUGAGGACGAGAUGAAUCCAGAUGAUUCGAGCGUAAACUGCUCGGAAUUGAUCAGUGUAAGUGAAGAUACUUUGAAGAUUGUGCCAAACAAGAAGAAAGGUGCAACGCUGGUUCAUCUCGGCUUUAAGUAUUGCAAGCGGUACGUUAAGAUGGACGGGUCGACGUUUUGGAAGUGUCGAUCGAAUAACAACAAGUGUUCGGCUGGUGUGUACGUGUAUCCGGAAGCCAAAGUGAAGUACCAUGGCACGCACAAUCAUGGUAAGGUGCUUGGUGAUGGACAAGACACCGAUAUGGACAAUGCAAUGGAUGAAGGAGUGCUACAGGCGUACACGAUUGUUGAGGACGUGGAGAAUGACGACGACGAUGAUGACGAGCCAGAGCAGGACUAUAACGACGAAAUGGCUGCGCUACUGACGCCCAGUGUCGAAGUGAUGAUGUCGGAUGAGCAAAGGCUUGCAGGACAGGAUUAUGAAAUAACGACGAAUGUAAAGGGGCGCGAGUGCUUGAUUUACGAAGGCCACCAGUAUAGCAAAGAUCGGGAGCGCUAUGAUGGUGCGGUGCUUUGGCGCUGCCGCCGGAAUUAUGACAAGUGUCGGGCGGUAGCUAUCAUUUAUGCCGAUGGGAGGAUCGAAAAGUCCGGUGAACAUCGUCAUGAGACGGACAAACGGUACCUGGAGAGACAGGAACAAGGCAAUGGCAGCCGAAUGUUCCGCAUUACGAAGAACCAAAGAGGAAACGACGCCCUUGUGUUCGAAGGUCACCGUUUCAGCAAGGAGUGGUCUCGGGUGGAUGGUUCGAUUAUCUGGCGAUGUUCGUACAGGAGCGGCAUGUGCCGGGUGAAGGUAGUACUCAACGCCGAAGGCUACAUACAUCGUAUGGGUGUUGAUCACGAGCAUGAUCAUGAACAGACUGAAGCUCCGGUUACGGAAGAGUACUGCGAUGAGGAUGUGGAGAUUGUUGAUGAUCCGCUGAUCACUCCUGUCAGAAGUCAAACGAAAUUGACCCUCCUGCCACCGAUUCAGUGUCCAAACUUUACGGUUGAGCAACAAACCGCAGGUGGUUAUCGUAUAAUCAAGAACCGGAAAGGAUUCGAGGCAUUAGUUUACGACGGAUAUCGGUAUUGCAAGGUACGUGUCCGUCAGGAUGGUUCCAUCAAGUGGUUAUGCAAAAUGAACAAGAAGACCUGCAGAGCGGCGGUCGAUUUGUUCCCAGAUGGAUCGAUUGCCAAAGCUACUGAAUAUGAUCAUAAUCACGAGAGGCCGAACGAUAUGGAUACAAUGGAUGACGACGAGGAGGUAGAGCCAACUGGCCAGGAAAUUACAUACCCAAUUGAUCCUGAGGUGUUUGGUAGUAGCCAGUGGUAUUAUGUCAAGAAUAGCAAGAACGGCAUUAGUAUGAUCCACGCAGGUUAUCGAUACACGAAGAAGUGUGACCGAGUCGAUGGCACUUCACUGUGGCGUUGCUCGGCCUCCCAGAGAGGAUGCAAGGCGGGUGUCAUUCUAUUCCCUAAUGAUACCUUGGCGAUGGUGGAAAACGCGGAGCAUUCACAUAAACCGAGCGAAAAUAUCAAACCCUCGGAUUACGAGCCGGAUUCGGAAGAGCAAGACAAAUCGCAACCGGAAGUAAUCGACAUCAGUGAGCAAGAUGAAGUCGGCAACGAUUCGGAAAUAAAUAUGCACUCGUUACUGCAGACUGUUUUAGGUGGAGAUGACGUCACCUGGAUGGGCGGUGAAGGCGUGAGUGAAGCCGAUAACGAUCAAGGACACGAAUCCGUUUGGCACAAUAGUUCUACCGAUCGGCCGUACCCGCGACCAAAGAAUGGGCCACCGGACUUCAGGAUCAUCAAAAAUCGUCGCAACACGGACAGUUUGGUCCAUCGUGGAUAUCGAUACUGCAAAAUCCGGGACCGGGUGGACGGUUCCAUCCUGUGGACUUGCCAGAUGAACAAAAAGACUUGCAAAGCUUCGGUUAACUUGGCAGUGGAUGGCCGUGUUGAGGUGAUCAAUGCUGGACACAACCACGAGAAAACUGAUCGUGACGAUAUAGGCGGCGGCAGCGGCGGUGGCGCCGAUGUUUCGUAUGAUCAAAAUAUUUCUUAUGACGUCAGCUCUGAUGUGGAUCUUACUAUCGACGAAACAGUGGAAGAAGAACCUCAAGCACCACCACCAAAACAUCCUGACUACUACUACAGUACGAACAAAAGCAAUAAUGAGUGCUUGAUUCACAAAGGCAAUCGUAUGUGUAAGCGGUCCGAACGGCCAGAUGGCACCACGGUAUGGCGAUGUUCGAUGGGUGGAAAUACUUGCAUGGCUGGUGUGCUAAUCCUUGCCGAUGGUACACCGGAGGAAAAUUCCAUCAAGCACAAUCAUCAACCGUUGGUCGAUUUGCCGCCGGAGAUUGAGAGAGUUGCUAAAUCCCUACCGGCGCCAUUGGUGCAACCCAUCAGUGAACCUAGCAAACCGACAGCUUACAAGCGCCAAGGCGAUUCACUCGAAUGGGAUGGUUUCCAGUAUCGUAAGAUCAAAGAACUACCGGAUGGUUGUAUAAUUUGGAUUUGCCACGUAGACAGCUGUCGAGUGGCUGUGAAGAUGCUUCCAACUGGCCAGCUCAAGAUGCUUAGCGAAUCCGAACAUAACCAUACGGUAUCUGGUCAAUCAUUGUCGCAAGUUACUCCUAGUGCUGCUUCGGUUAAACCGUCAUCGUCGACGCCCUCGUCCUCUGAUGGCAAGGGUCGCGCCUAUCGGUUAUUCAAAAACCAAAGAGGUCAAAUGACGCUACUCUACCAAGGGUAUCGCUAUUCCAUCCGCAACAGGAACCAGGACGGAAGUUCGUCGUGGAAAUGUCGAUCGAACAGCAGCUGUCGUGCCAUCAUUUUCCUCAUGCAAGACGAUCGCAUUGUACAGGGUAACAACAAUGCCGAACACAACCAUGGACCCAACUGGGAAUCCACCAAGAAACUCGAAUCCAUCGUACCGACCCGAGUUAACCCAUUGUACGAUUAUCUGAACAUUAUCCCGGGAGGAAGCAACCGACCUUCUCCUGCACCGAAAACGCCGGAUCCAACCAGUAGUGCUUCAACCGUCGCUCAAGCUGCCACUGCGCCCGAUGCAGUCAACUACGGACGAAAUGUUGUCGAGCAUAAGGGAUUCUACUAUCGGUUGAUCGUACGCAAGAAGAAUGGCCGAGAGUACUGGCGAUGUGUUCACUUCAAGAGCCGUUCCUGCCGGGCAGCGCUCUUCUGCAGAGAUAACGGUACGAUUGUGACAUCCAGCAAUGGCAAGGAACACAAUCACAAGGGAGGAGCGGAGGGCAGACCGCUUCCAUCAAACUCGUAUUCAGCAGCGACCAAGCCAUCAUCAUCAAUGGGCUUGCUGGAGGCAGCCAGGUCGGCGAUCCAACCUUCUCCACCGGAUGAGGUGCAGCUUACUGAAUGUGACGAGGAACGCUACAUCGAUCACGGUGAAUACGUGAUCGCCAAAAAUCGCAAAGACCAGAAUACCCUGAUCUACAAGGACCGACGAUACUACCUGUCCUACAAUCGAAGCGAUGGGUCGGCAGUGUGGCGUUGUGCUCACCGGAAGCGCUAUAAAUGCUACGCUUAUGUGAGACUCCGUCCGGAUGGACGCUUGCUGAGUACCGGUGAGCAAGAUCAUUCCCAUACGCUGAAAACCGAGCAAAAUCCUCCGGCUGCCGAAUUGAAACAGGUUAGAAACUACAAAAUCGUCAAGAAUCGUGUUGGAAACGAUAUUUUGAUCCACGAAAAUCACCGCUUCCGACUGAAUUACCAAAGAAAUGACGGAACCACCCACUGGCGAUGCGUUUGGGCCAGAAGUAAUCACUGUUCCGCGGGUGUGUAUCUGUUCGCCAACGGAAUCUUGAAGAAUGCUGCAAAUGAAUCGGCGAUCGUUCACAAUCAUCCUCCACCGAGUCAAGUGCGGAAGGCAGUCGGUGUAAACGCAACUACCGAACCAAAGAUAGCACCGCCUCGAUCCCAGUCAAGUUCAAGCGGUGCAGCCAGUCGAACCAUACCCGAAGACGAAGGAAUCACCGACUUUAGGUUUGCUGAAGAAGGUUCCAACAAGAUACUCACCUGCCGUGGCUACCGCUAUUGGUACACGUGGAUACGUAAGGAUGGCAGCAUUUACUAUCGCUGCGCCGAGGUUAAGAAGCUUCAGUGCCCUAUGGGAAUUUUGCUCCUAUCGAAUGGAAAGCUAGUACGCGCAGGAGAUCAGUGCCAUAAUCAUGAUCCUAGUCGAGAGGAAGGAGAUGAUGAAUUCCUCGGUUUCCCAUUGGAAGUACACAAGCAAACUCCGGAGGAACCACAAACACAAGAGGAAGUGGUGGAACAUUAUUCGCCAUUAGUCAUACCUCAAGGUGGUGAUAGUGACUACAAGAUUGCCAAGACAUCUCGCGGUGAAUCGUUGAUCUACCAGGGAUACCGCUAUUGGGCAAAAAAUCGCUUGGCCAAUGGAAUAGUAUCGCUGUGCUGCACUCGAAAGAAGAUGAAGAAAUGUCCGGCCAUGCUACGGCUGUUGACGAACGGACGGGUGAUAGAUCCGCUCGGUGCCGGCCAUACACAUCCACCAAACAUCGAAGGAGGAGGUGAUAUCACGAUGCAACCAGUCUCGGUCACCGUAACUUCUGUUAAUCCGAAACCAACCAUUGUCCUCAAGGAGCCGGUGAUGGUCAAACCAUCAAUCCCACCGGGACAGCUGCCGGCUUUGACAUUCAAUGAGGAAUCCGAUGACGAUGCCGAGGGAGGUGACGAAUCCAUCAUCGGAUCGAAAAGGUACACUUUCAUGAAGAGUUCCUCGCAGCGUAACUUUAUCGUCUUCGAGAACUACGUGUACGACUUUGAACACAAACAGCACGACGGAUGCGUUUUCUAUCGGUGUAAAACGAGCGAAUCCUGCCCGGCUACGCUGAUGCUGCUUUCCAAUGGCCGCGUAUUGAACCUGGCCGAAUCCCUGCAUACACACGUGAAACCGGAUCUGUCCAUUCUGCGUCCGGUCGGUAGAGGUUCGAAGGAAUUCAAGAUCGUCCAGAACAAAAACGGAAGCAACAUAUUGGUCCACCGUGGCCAUAGGUAUACGACUCCUCGUUCAAAGACUGAUGGAGCUGGCAUUUGGUACUGCCAUACGUACGUACCGGAAAUCAACCGGCGCUGUUACGUUCCGAUCGAACUGCUUCCCAACGGUCGGGUUGCUCCGGUGGGAGACAAACAGCACAGCCACACACCUCCUUUCAAAACGAAGCAAGAGUCCGGGUCUCACGAUUCCAAAGAAGGUAUACCAAAAGCCGAGCAUAGCAAUGGCGCGACUCAUUCCGAAUCCAAAGUAGCCAACAAUCGUAUGUUGCUGCAUGGAGGCCAUCGGUACAAUUUUGCCAACAAACGAGAUGACGGAGCAAUUCUAUGGAAGUGCACUGAAAAGACCUGCAAUGCUUCCAUGUAUCGGUUGACUGAUGGACACAUUGUCAAGGGCCCCGACCAUAACCACGAUCGGAUGGAAGCGCUGGAUAAUUCGUUCAAACGCAAACAUUCGGAAUUGGAAAACAGGCAAACAAAUUCUAGUCCUAUCGUCUCCGAUGGCGAAUCAUCGUCGACACCCGAACCUACGAUGGCCUUUGCAAAAAGGGAAUCUACGUCCACCAAAGGUAACCCAUACAUCGGUAAGCCGAUCAUCUACGAGGGCUAUCGCUACGUAUACUACCUGUCGCGGCGAGAUGGUUCGGAACAUUGGCGCUGCAGUAGGAGAAUUCCGAUGAAGUGUCGUGGAGGAUUGUACAAACUUACUGACGGCACACUGAUCAGUUCCAACGAUGAAGGUCACACUCAUCCACCCGAUCAACUGAACUUGGACGAAUCGAUUCCUUUGCCAUAUACAAUUACGGAAACAUCUGAACAUUCGAUCGAUUCCGCAGAUGUGGAAGAGGUUCCAGAAUCGAGCACCGCGGAACAGACAACGUCUUUUGUUGACGAUGAUGGUUCCUACGACUACGAGCUGAUCGACGUGAAAGGAAAGAAACGCGGAAUGUAUCUUAUCCAUAAAGGUGCCAUGUUUGUCGCCGGUCACACUAGAAGAGACCGGGCUCGAUAUUACCGUUGUCGGACCUUCGCUUGCAAAGUGGCUAUGCUGUUACAUCGAAAUGGGCUACUGAUGCGGUCCAACGAGCACACCCAUGAUUGCCAGAAUGCUAUCAAGACUGAAGACCCUGAGAAGGAAGACGAUGAUGACGAGGAAGAACCUGAUAACAAAAAACAUCGAUUGAGUGAUGAGGAAGAAAGCGUGGAACCAGUGGAAGAGAUGGAACCAAUUGGAGAUGAUGACGAAACAACGGAGGGAAUAGAACAGGGACAAGACUUAGCUACGAAUGUAUCCACGGAAGCUCCAGUGGUGGAAGUGAAACAAGAGCCCACGGAUGCACCUUAGGUCGUACGUACUAACAAUAAUUUGGAGUAUAGGACAUUUAUAGCAUUACACAUGUGUAACUGUAAGGCAGUAGUUCGUCUCUCAUUCACCUAAUAAUAGUUUCGUAAGUAUUUAUCUUAUUGAUGUAUACUUAUUUCGCAAAAGUUGAUGUAAUUUCAUGUAUUUGGACCUGAGAGCAGCAAUAGUCUUAAUGAAAUAUAACAAAAAGUAAAUUAA